CAGAGAUGUCGGCGGCGAAAGCGGUGUUGGCGGCGGUGCGGCAGGGCUCUUUGCGGGGGAAGCUGGUGACGUCACCCACCGGAACCGCAUUCUGCAGUUUCCUGGGUAUCCCUUAUGCAAAGCCACCUGUGGGAUCGCUACGGUUCAAGCCGCCUCAGCCAGCAGAAGCAUGGACUGGCAUUAGGGAUGCGACCUCUAAGUGCCCAGUUGCUCCACAGAUCAACGAUAUAACGAACAAGUACGUCGGAAACGAGGACUGCCUCUUUCUCAAUGUUUACACACCAGAGUUACCAUCGGGAGCGAGUGAUGCCCUGAAGCCGGUGAUGGUGUGGAUCCACGGCGGGGGAUUCACGACGGGGUCUGGCGACGGCGACCUGUAUGGCCCUGACUACCUGCUGGCCCACGGCGUCGUCGUCGUGACCAUCAACUACCGCCUGGGUGUUCUGGGUUUCCUGAGCACUGGAGACUCCGUGGUGCCUGGGAACAUGGGCUUCAAAGACCAGUUGAUGGCUCUGCGCUGGGUAAAGGAAAACAUCGCUGCGUUUGGAGGAGACCCGGAGAACAUUACACUUUUCGGAGAGAGCGCUGGCAGCAGGUCUUGUCACCUCAUCAUGUUAUCUUCAGCUGCAGAAGGGCUGUUCCAGCGCAUGAUAUGCCAGAGCGCCGUGGCGUUCCGCGGCUGUCUGGUGCCCAUGGCGGAGCGCACGCACCGGCUGGCCCGCCACCUGGGUCUGCAGCAGGGGGCCUCGUCCCACCAGCUAGCGGACUUCCUCAGGGAAAUACCCGCCAAGGUGCUCGUCGAGCAGGCACCCAUGGCGUUCUCCGCACAGGACAAGGCAGCGCGAAAGAUGUUUCCUUUCCGGCCAACGCUGGAACCUGCCGACAGCGAGGAAGACGUCUUCAUGAGCGAAGACCCCUACGAUGUUCUGACAAGCGGACGAGCCCUCCCAGUGCCCACAAUAUUCGGCGUUAACUCGCAGGAGGGCUUUCUGUACGCUAAAGGGGUGAUGGGCAACGCGGCGGCGUGGCGCGACAUCGACGCUAAUUUCGACGUCCUGGUACCGGCGAGCGUGAGCGCCGAGAAGCACGAGCGGCCGGCCAUCGCGAGGGCCAUCCGCAAGUUCUACCUGGGGGACAGGCCGCUCGGCGACGACACCUUCCAGCAGUACUCGCAGGCGAGAGGUGACCCUGUGUUUCCGUACGGUGCGCAACAGGUGGCCAAGGUGCAGCUGGCUCUUGCCCCAUCUACGCCUGUCUACUUUAGCUAUUUCGACGUAGACGCCAAGUUCAACCUAUACAAACAGAUGUUAAAACUCCACAAAUAUCCAGGAGCUGCUCACGCUGACGACAUCGCCUACGUUUGGAAGCCAAGGUUCCUGAGAAUCCCCGAACCGACCUCCGUAGAAAGCCGUACCAUCGCCAGUAUGACCAAGCUGUGGACGAAUUUCGCAAAAACAGGAAAUCCCACUCCAGACCUGAAUGAGCCAGUGCUGGGUGUGUCAUGGCCAACUUUCAGCGUAGACAACGGGAAGUACCUGGAGAUCAGCAACAGUGGACUCGCCAUCAAGGAAAACAUGCUCAAGGACAGGAUGGACUUCUGGGAUGACGUGCACAAUAAGAGACUGUAUCUGCAGUGAGCGGCUGCAGUUUGGUGAUGCCCCUAACGACGUUGUCAUAUCGAGUACCUGAAAGCGAUUAUAGGAAUCAUUAGACAACUUUCAACAUCACCAAGGAGAAUAAAGAAGCAGUGCAUUCUUCGUCGUUAUGAAAAUAAAUACUAGUAGCUCCAGUUGAGUCUUUUUAAUAUAACAGCAAGAAACACGCAGCUACAGUUGUUACUUUGACCUAUUUUACACAACAUGUUCCACGUAAGACGCACGUGCUGCCUCCGGCGUUGAUCGGAGCUAUCGCCGCAUGACACUCUGGCCCAUUGUUGGAGCAGUCUGUCAACCGGCAAUAGACGUAGAUGUGAAGGAGUAGCCUUGGAACACGCCACUAGUAUUUGCUCACUGAGCUGUGGAAAAACAAAAUGAAACCGAAUGAAGUAACGAUAGAGCAUCGACAGGCCAAUUCAGAUACUAUUAUCCCACGUCAGUCCUGCAAGUGGCUACUGCAGUCUGUGCAUUAUUUCAAGACAGAUCUGAAAUACUUUCUGAUAUAACGUGACUGUACUUCAACAAUUAGAUACUGCAUGUAAAAGGUUUAUUGUAAAACUCACAGAGUUAAAGUCAUUAUCGAAGUAUAAUGAAGGCGUAAUAGAAAAUAUUAAAACUAAGAAAAGAUAAAUACAAAAAACAAGGGUUUUAUGGUGACUCAACCUAGAUUACAAGCUCAAUUCUGGUUAAAUACACAGUAGAUACUUGUAAAUACAAAAAUUUACGCAAAACUGCUGAGAAGAUGCACAAAUGCUAAAACAGGAGAAUACUAAAUAGUGUGUAAUGCUUUGAAAAUUACAGUAUAAUAAACGCUUAGCAAAGUGAAUGAGUAGAAUGGGUAGGAAAGUAUGUGAAACGUGUAUAAACUGAA
Messenger RNA from Schistocerca cancellata (South American locust), 2526 nucleotides. Its product is annotated as juvenile hormone esterase-like. Lineage: Eukaryota; Metazoa; Arthropoda; Insecta; Orthoptera; Acrididae. The transcript is spliced from 10 exons. The record is from RefSeq and is a predicted model, not a curated record. Bases 6 to 1637 code for a protein of 543 amino acids.